Peromyscus eremicus (cactus mouse) is the source of this 1308-nucleotide messenger RNA. RefSeq names its product NELL2 interacting cell ontogeny regulator 1 (gene Nicol1). NCBI's taxonomy places the organism in Eukaryota, Metazoa, Chordata, Mammalia, Rodentia, Cricetidae. The record is from RefSeq and is a predicted model, not a curated record. Bases 981 to 1262 code for a protein of 93 amino acids. The transcript has 4 exons.
GGACAGAGAGGAGUCGGAGGGAGAGAGAAAAGAGAGGAGCAGAUAGGUUUGUGUGAGCUGAAAAUCCCUGAAGAUAUUGCCUCAUUUAACUGCUCUAGACGGCUGCAACACUCAUGCAGCCGGGUGGUUGACUGUGGAGACCCAGAGCCAGUGAUCUCGUGCUGACUUAAGUCCUUUAAUAGUUACCCUAACUUGUCUUUCUGACUUGGCAACCCGGUGACAAAUAUCUCAGAAUGUAUCACCAAUGUCCCCCAACUAUAAAACUAGAGCCGCCAGAUAACAUUUGAAAUUAUUAUAGAGCAGAUCCCGCCCGCCAGAUGCAGCACCAAUUUCUCUGGCAUCUGCAUUCCCAGCCUUGGUCACUCACCUGGCUUAGAGUAAACUAGUCUUUCCUUUAAGAGCACGGUUCCUUCCUGUCACCGGUGACCUUUGGGGCCAUUUUUGAGUGGUUUGAAUAGAAAUCUCAGCGGAUUUUCUGAAGCGAGGGUGUGUAGUGUGUUUGGGUGGGAAGGAGCAAAUGGCUCACCUGGACCCUCCGGCGUGAGGUCAUGGUCAUGGUCAGCUUAGAUCCUGGAAUGAAACAGAGUGGAAGGGUUCUUCACCCUACCACAGUGCUCACUUGGGCCAAUCCCGCAAGAUGCAAGUCUAACCAGAGCCUUGCUUUCCGAGGGAAGGCGAGCUCCUCUCCAUGACACCUUGAUGAGGCAGGGCACUGCAGUGACAAACCGAUGUGGUGUGGAGCCCCAGGCCCUCUCCUGACUGCGGGCUCGCCUGCACCUAUCGCGAGGUUCCAAGCUUCAGCCAGGACACUCCCUCAGCCUGGGCGCGCUGUUCCCGGCCGGCCCUGGACAGUAUCCCACGCUGGUCUCCCACACGCGUGGGUCCCGGAGAGGGGGCAAUCAAAUUCGGCGGCCACCAGCAACUGAUCACCGUGGAGAAACAGCACCCAGGCCGCAGGGCGGCCCCGGGCUCCCUCGGCCAUGGCCCCCGCGUCCAGGUCCUUGCUGUCGCCGCCGACUUCGCUGCUGCUGCUGCUGUUGCUGCUGAGCUUGGCGCUGCUGGGCGCCCGCGCCGAGCCCGCCGCCGGGAGCGCUGUCCCCGCGCAGAGCCGUCCGUGUGUGGACUGCCACGCAUUUGAAUUCAUGCAGCGCGCCCUUCAGGACCUACGGAAAACGGCCUACAGCCUGGACGCUCGGACGGAGACCCUUCUGCUGCAGGCAGAGCGCCGGGCUCUGUGUGCCUGCUGGCCAGCUGGACGCUGAAGAUCCUUGGCCAGUGAUGGUCCCUGUCAAUAAAUGCCUGCUAGCA